AUGAAAAGUCAAUCUUGGAUCAAAGAUUUAGCAUUUGCAGUGGAUAUUACCACACAUAUGAACGACCUUAAUUUAGAAUUGCAGGGCAAAGACAAGCUCAUAACUCAGUUGUCAGAUCAUAUCAAGUGUUCUAUUUCGAAAAUAAAAUUAUGGAAGUUUCAGCUAUUACAUAUCAUUUUAGUACUGUGCAUUGCGCUUACAAUAAAGCUUACCAUUAAACCUUACGCACGUGGAUUCUUCUGUGAUGACCAAAGUCUAAAAUACCCUUACAAACCUUCUUCCAUCAAAUAUUCACUCCUUCUUUCAUGCGGGGCGCUCAUAAAUAUUUUUUUACUUUGCUAUAAUUUAUUGAAGUUAUAUACUGGUCGUCUUAGGCCUAAUUUUGUGAGCGUGUGUUCGCCUGAUUACACGAAAAUGAAUUGUUCUGAAUACGUUCAGAAUAUUGUUUGUCUCAAUUCUGAUAUUGACAAUAUCAACAGUUCUAGGUUUUUGUUUUUCGACAAAAAUUUCAGAGUUUCAUUUCCCUCAGGUCAUAUGGCAUCGGCCUCGUAUUAUUUAUACCGCAGAAUUCCCCAAAAUCAAAAUUAUUUUAUUCGGGCAUUGAUAAUGGUUGUACAGUUUCUGCUCUUUUUGGGAGCAGUUUGUGUUGGAAUAUCACGUGUUAAUGACAAUAAACAUCACCCUUCUGACGUAUUGGCUGGUUUUCUUUUAGGGGUCUUUGGGGCGUAUUUUACUGUUCUGAAUUCUAUUUUAUGUUUAGAUUAA
This is a messenger RNA of Octopus sinensis (East Asian common octopus), 765 nucleotides long. Its product is annotated as phospholipid phosphatase 2-like. The record is from RefSeq and is a predicted model, not a curated record. Gene Ontology annotation, molecular function: phosphatidate phosphatase activity. NCBI's taxonomy places the organism in Eukaryota, Metazoa, Mollusca, Cephalopoda, Octopoda, Octopodidae. The coding region runs from base 1 to 765 and encodes 254 amino acids. The transcript is spliced from 4 exons. Gene Ontology annotation, biological process: signal transduction; phospholipid metabolic process; phospholipid dephosphorylation.